AAUAUACUGUAAUGAAAUUAUUAUUCGAUUGUACAUUGUACAUAAAUAUUAGUAUUCGAUUAAAUAACAAAUAAAUAAGUCGUAUUAAAUUGCGACAAACCAUACAAUUAUUAGCUAUGGAACGUUUGCAGGUAGAAAAUGAAUUAAAUACAAUUGUAGGUGGAGGUGCGUUUGGUAAAAAUUGUAACUUAGUGUCGUUCAAAUUAUAUAAAUGUAUGACUGAUAUGGAUGAAUGGUGGUAUCAAAGAAUAUUUUGUAGCGUUUUGACUUCGGACGGAGCAGAUUAUAAUAUUAUGAUCAAGAUAAAAAUUCAAGACUCGGUACUGCGUGGAUGUUUUGGAUGUGACGUUUUGUUUUAUAAUGAAUUAUUUUUUUACAAAAAAAUCAUACCGUUUUUAUUAGAGUGCCGAGGACCAAUAGUUAAUGAUUCAAAUACUCUAUUUUUACCACGUUUUUUUUAUGGUCGUAAUAAUUGUAGUGAAUUGGUGACAAAUGAUUUAAUUGUUAUAGAAAAUAUUAACACUCUAGGAUACUCAUAUUGUUCAAGUAACGAGAAAGUGUUUCUGGAUAUUGAUCAUUUAACAAUUGCACUUCAGACAUUAGCAAAGUUUCACGGACUGUCGUACAACGCCAAGCACAGAGACACUUCGAAAAUUCGCGAUAUCAUGAAAAACGUUUUCGACACGCACAUGGACGUGGACGGGCAUUGGAUGGCCCAGAACGACCUGUUUAAAAAGUGCGGUAAACGAGGGAUGGACCGGCUACUGAAACGGGACGGUGACAGGUACCGGAACCACGAGCACAUCGGACGAUUGGGCGAGUUGUUCGACGACGCUCAGACGGUGCUGAUGCGGACGCUCGACGCCCGGGAACCACUGUCCGUCAUAUGUCACGGCAAUUGGUACCGCGACACGCUGUUGUUCCAGUACGACGAGCACAGACGUCCGUUCGACGCUACGGCCAUAGACUAUUCGACGCUACACUACGGAUCGCCGGCGCUCGAUCUGUCGUCGUUUCUGUACAUGUCCACCACGCAGCCGGUGCGCGAGGCUCACUGGGACGACUUGCUGGACGCGUACUGCGUCGCACUGGCUGGGUCCGUGUCGCCCGGCGUACGCGUCCCGUGUCGCGCCGAAAUCGACGCCGAGCUGGGCGAGGUCGCCGUCGGCGGUCUGGCGACCGCCGCGUUCGUCCUGCCGUUCGUCCUGCGCGACAGGAGCGACCUAACGUUGGAAACGUCGAUGACCAGCGACGACCCGGUGGAGUACUUUCUGGCGCUGGGCGGCGACGUGGCGACCGAAUACUUGGCCGACGUCGUAAAGCAUUUUGUGGACAUGGGCUACGCGGGACGUUGCGGACACUCGUCUAAUCCGGUCGAGAAUACAAACCCAAAAUGUUCGUCCGCAUAGCAGAGUCAGACUGAUUUUAACGUCUUGUUCUUUAUAUUUUACAGUAUAAAUUAAAUCAAAUUAAUUAUAUAAUGUAAAGGUAUACUGCAGUUGUCUGAUCGGUGUCCUUAGACUGUAUUAUUAAUAUCUUCAUUCCAUUGUUUGAUAUGUUAAAAUUAAGUCUUAAUUAUUGUGACAUGGCCACACGUCAUGGUCAAACGCCAUCAUUUUUGUAUUAUUAAUGGACUUUUUUUUAUUUUAUUUUUUUGUUUCACGGUAUUUGAAUAUAAUAAUAAUGAAAGUGUAUUACUAUUGCAUUAUAACAUUUGUACUUAUUAAUAGAUUUUUAAUUGUAUUGUA
Messenger RNA from Aphis gossypii (cotton aphid), 1748 nucleotides. RefSeq lists its product as uncharacterized. The record is from RefSeq and is a predicted model, not a curated record. NCBI's taxonomy places the organism in Eukaryota, Metazoa, Arthropoda, Insecta, Hemiptera, Aphididae. Bases 117 to 1409 code for a protein of 430 amino acids. The transcript has 2 exons.